This is a messenger RNA of Arachis stenosperma, 1024 nucleotides long. RefSeq lists its product as uncharacterized. Lineage: Eukaryota; Viridiplantae; Streptophyta; Magnoliopsida; Fabales; Fabaceae. The transcript is spliced from 4 exons. The coding region runs from base 628 to 972 and encodes 114 amino acids. The record is from RefSeq and is a predicted model, not a curated record.
UUACAAAAGAAAUUGUCACUCUGGACUAGUAUGUGAUGAGUUGUAGUAUUUUUCUCAAACCUAAAUGAUGCGACCACGACUAGGAAGGGCGGGAGAAGAGUGACGGAACAGGAUUAUGGGUUAUAAAACGCGACGACUCUACCACUUCGGCGACGACGCUCGCCAUUGGCAAUGGAGGCGCAAGGCUGGAGCUCCGUGCAACUGACGGCGACCGUGAGAAUCCCGAUGGCGGCGAUCGCGGUGGAGAAACUUAAGAGUUUUCUUCCAGGGAGAUGCUCCUCCUUCUAUUGGCAACUGGGCAUGGUGCAAAGAUGAUAAAUUGCUGAAGACCCAAUCCAACCUGUUUCAUCCAUUUUUUUAGAAAUACUCCAUACGACCAAAAAGCCUUGAAGUUGUUGUGCCACCCAGCAGUUCGGCUCAGUUAACCAUUUCUAUGAGCGCCCACCUUCUCCUAAUCUCCUGCACCAUUUUGCAAAAGAUGGCAACACGUAUCAAGAAGAGAUAUAACCAGGAAGAAUAUCUAGAAUCUGUAUGGAAUUUGAUCUGUACACUAGAUGGACUCUUAUUUUUAUAGGUCCAAAAACAAUAGAUACAUUCCGUUAUGAAUUAUAAAUCCAUAAAAUAGCAAUGGAGGUAGAGGAUGACUGGGACUUGACCGCAGAAGAACUCGAUUCUCUUGAACGCGAUGCUUUCCAGAAAAUUGCUCAACUUCGCGACUCUUCUACCCCUCCUUCUUCUCAACAAUUCAAUCAGCACCAACACAGCACCAUUUUCCAAACCACCUUCUGCCAACCAUUCCCAACCCUUCCCACCAAACCCCAUUUCGGAUUCCCGUCCUCAAAGGUGGACGCUUUGCCUCAAGGGAAAAAUGAGCCUUCUAAAGAACUGCCGAAGUUUUCUGUCAAACUUUUUCUUCAUUCCAGUGGGCAUGUUGCAGCGAAAUUCCAAUAUGACCAGGGGCUAUGUCUUUGACCUUGAACAAGUUCCUGCAUACUCAUGCUUUAUAGGCUAUGUUUCAUGGCAG